Molecule: messenger RNA, 4472 nt
Organism: Teleopsis dalmanni
Lineage: Eukaryota; Metazoa; Arthropoda; Insecta; Diptera; Diopsidae
Gene: slo
Product: calcium-activated potassium channel slowpoke
Exons: 26
Coding region: 204-3905 (1233 amino acids)
Biological process (GO): transmembrane transport; potassium ion transport
Cellular component (GO): postsynaptic membrane
Molecular function (GO): large conductance calcium-activated potassium channel activity
Source: RefSeq, a predicted model, not a curated record
UAUGUAAUUCAGCAUAGAGAAAAUGAACUUUGCGCGUGUUUAUUUGUCCAAGUAUUUAUCUUUGUUUCUGUUAGAGAAAUUUUCACCAAAACAUAAUUUGAAACUUCUAAGUAUUUUGAACAAAUCUAGAAAUCCACAAAUGUAAAAACGAAAACUAAAGCACCCAUAUAUCUAUUCACCAGUGAAUAUUAAACAAGCAUAUAAUGCAGGAUUUUAUGAUCCUGAAUUUGAGCACAGCAAGCAACGGAAUGUCGGGGUGUGAUCAAAGCACUGUCGAAUCAUUGGCCGAAGAUCCAACAGAUUCACCAUUCGAAGCCGAUGACUGUCUCAAAGUUCGGAAGUAUUGGUGUUUUCUACUUUCCAGCAUAUUUACAUUCUUUAUUGGAGUGCUUAUUGUAUUGCUAUGGCGAUCUUUUACAUUUCUCUGCUGCCGCAAAGCCCCCGAGCUGGGACCAAACGAUCCCAAGCAAAAGGAGCAGAAAGCAUCACGCAACAAACAGGAAUUCGAGGGAACUUUUAUGACAGAAGCAAAAGACUGGGCUGGCGAGCUUAUAUCGGGUCAAACAACAACUGGUCGAAUUUUGGUCGUACUUGUUUUUAUACUCAGCAUUGCAUCUCUCAUCAUAUAUUUUGUGGACGCAUCUAGUGAAGAAGUCGAAAGAUGCCAAAAAUGGAGUAAUAACAUUACCCAACAAAUCGAUCUCGCAUUCAAUAUAUUUUUUAUGGUUUACUUUUUUAUACGAUUCAUAGCGGCGUCAGAUAAGCUUUGGUUUAUGUUAGAAAUGUACAGUUUUGUAGAUUAUUUUACAAUACCCCCGUCCUUUGUAUCAAUAUAUUUAGAUCGAACAUGGAUCGGUCUUCGAUUUCUUCGAGCACUUCGUCUCAUGACUGUCCCGGAUAUUUUACAAUAUUUAAACGUACUUAAAACAUCGAGCUCGAUACGUUUAGCUCAAUUAGUAUCCAUUUUUAUAUCAGUUUGGUUAACAGCAGCGGGCAUUAUACAUCUGCUGGAAAACUCUGGUGAUCCAUUGGAUUUUAAUAAUGCUCAUCGAUUAUCCUAUUGGACCUGUGUCUAUUUCCUAAUUGUGACCAUGUCAACGGUAGGAUAUGGUGACGUAUACUGUGAGACUGUUUUGGGAAGAACAUUUCUAGUGUUCUUCCUACUCGUCGGCUUGGCGAUAUUUGCAAGUUGUAUACCUGAGAUUAUAGACUUGAUUGGAACAAGAGCUAAAUAUGGGGGCACAUUAAAAAAUGAGAAGGGUCGAAGACACAUUGUGGUGUGCGGUCAUAUAACGUAUGAGUCGGUAUCGCAUUUCCUCAAGGAUUUCUUGCAUGAGGACAGAGAAGAUGUGGACGUGGAAGUUGUGUUUUUACAUCGUAAACCACCCGAUUUGGAACUAGAAGGUUUAUUCAAGCGCCAUUUUACCACGGUGGAAUUCUUCCAAGGCACUAUUAUGAAUCCGAUUGAUCUACAAAGGGUUAAGGUACAUGAAGCUGAUGCCUGUUUGGUGCUAGCUAAUAAAUAUUGCCAAGAUCCCGACGCUGAAGAUGCUGCCAAUAUUAUGAGAGUAAUUUCAAUCAAAAACUAUAGCGACGAUAUACGUGUUAUAAUACAGCUUAUGCAGUAUCAUAAUAAGGCAUAUUUGCUAAACAUUCCCUCGUGGGACUGGAAGCAGGGAGAUGAUGUGAUUUGUUUGGCGGAACUGAAACUAGGAUUUAUUGCACAGAGCUGCUUAGCACCUGGGUUCUCAACGAUGAUGGCCAAUUUAUUUGCUAUGCGUUCUUUUAAAACUUCACCAGAUACUCAGGCCUGGCAAAAUGAUUAUCUUCAAGGUACAGGGUGUGAGAUGUACACUGAAACCCUUUCACCUUCAUUUACCGGCAUGACAUUCCCACAAGCCAGCGAGCUAUGUUUUUCCAAACUGAAGUUGCUUCUUUUGGCGAUUGAAAUCAAAGGAGCCGAAGAUGGCGGCGAUAGUAAAAUUUCGAUUAACCCACGAGGUGCUAAAAUUCAAGCGAAUACACAAGGAUUCUUUAUAGCACAGAGCGCAGAUGAAGUGAAACGUGCUUGGUUUUAUUGCAAAGCGUGUCAUGAAGAUAUCAAAGAUGAAACACUUAUUAAGAAAUGCAAAUGCAAAAACUUGGCAGUUCAGCCAAGGAAUAAAUUUGACGAUUUAGAUGUGGGCAUGAUUAUGAUGCAGACUGGAAUGGUGAAUCAAGGCAUAACCUCAGUCAUUAACGAAAUGGAGGAUGAUCACCAUCCUGCACCCACAUUUACGCCACCUGAACUACCAAAGCGGGUGCAUGUGCGUGGAUCUGUAACGGGUGAUCUAACACGCGACAGAGAAGAUAUGAACCUUUUAAAUCGGAACGGACGCCGGCCUAACGGCACCGGCAACGGCGGCACUGGCAUGCAUUUAAGCGCCACAACCGUAAAACAAGUCAACAAAGUGAAGCCCACGGUCAACAGGCAGCAAAUGGAUGGUCAGGUUAUUUCUCCGUCACAGUACAAUAGGCCUCCAGAAACCGAUGCUAACCCUUAUGCGGGCUAUCAACUUGCUUACGAAGUUAAAAAGCUCAUGCCAACAAGUCGUAGUUCCGGCACUGGUGCACAAAACCAAAACGGCGGAGUUACAUUGCCGGCUGGCAUCGCGGAUGAUCAAUCAAAAGAUUUCGAUUUUGAAAAAACCGAAAUGAAAUAUGAUUCGACCGGCAUGUUCCAUUGGAGUCCGGCGAAAAAUCUAGAAGACUGCAUAUUGGAUCGUAAUCAAGCGGCAAUGACCGUUUUAAAUGGUCACGUUGUCGUGUGCCUCUUUGCUGAUCCAGAUUCACCGUUAAUUGGUUUGCGUAAUUUGGUUAUGCCAUUACGUGCAUCCAACUUUCAUUAUCACGAACUGAAACAUGUAGUCAUAGUUGGUUCUGUGGAUUAUAUAAGACGAGAAUGGAAAAUGUUACAGAACUUGCCAAAAAUAUCCGUACUAAAUGGUUCGCCAUUAAGUCGUGCCGAUUUGAGGGCAGUUAAUGUUAAUUUAUGCGAUAUGUGUUGUAUUCUAUCGGCGAAAGUUCCUAGCAACGAUGAUCCAACAUUGGCAGAUAAAGAGGCCAUUCUUGCAUCGUUAAAUAUAAAAGCGAUGACAUUCGACGACACAAUCGGGGUGCUGAGUCAACGUGGCCCCGAAUUCGAUAACCUGAGCGCGACUGCUGGAAGCCCAAUUGUGCUGCAGCGUCGCGGUUCGGUAUAUGGUGCGAAUGUACCUAUGAUAACAGAACUGGUCAACGAUAGUAACGUGCAGUUUCUCGAUCAAGACGAUGACGACGACCCAGAUACGGAACUAUAUCUGACGCAGCCGUUUGCGUGUGGUACAGCUUUUGCUGUCAGUGUGUUAGAUUCACUUAUGUCGACGACAUAUUUCAAUCAAAAUGCCUUAACACUUAUACGAUCACUCAUCACGGGUGGUGCAACUCCGGAAUUAGAAUUAAUAUUAGCAGAAGGUGCUGGGCUAAGAGGUGGUUAUAGUACGGUGGAAAGCCUUAGUAACCGAGACAGAUGUCGCGUUGGUCAAAUAUCACUUUAUGAUGGUCCACUGGCACAGUUUGGGGAGUGCGGCAAAUAUGGUGAUCUGUUUGUGGCUGCACUUAGAUCGUAUGGCAUGCUAUGCAUAGGAUUGUACCGAUUUCGAGAUACUAGCUCAAGUUGUGAUGCAAGUAGUAAACGUUACGUUAUAACCAACCCACCCGAUGACUUUUCAUUACUGCCAACUGAUCAGGUAUUCGUUUUAAUGCAAUUCGAUCCGGGAUUGGAAUACAAGCCACCCGCUGUACGUGCACCAACUGGUGGUCGCAGUGCCAAUGCCCAAGGUUCCGGUGUCGGCGGUGGCGGCUCAAACAAAGAUGAUAACUCUUGAUUGUUACUGUGUAGCGCCUUAACUGAUGGUCCUUACUCAUACAUUUGAACGAUGGAGCAAACGAUUUUGUACAAAAUAACGCAUUUCUGGCAAAGUAUAAUUAGGAACAUAUUACAAACAAUAAAUAUUAUAAGUACUUUUCGGCGAAAAACUAUACAAAAAAAGCAAUUACAGUAAAUUCGUAAAAAGAAUUAUGUACCAAAAUUUGUAAUAAUUGCAUAAAAUUUUAAAUUUAUUGAAGAAAAACUUUUUUAAAUUGGCAUGAUAUCGUCAAAAUUAGAAGUAAAUGCGUUAAUUUGUACUUUUAUAUUUGCAUAGACGCUCACAUGACAUUGUUUAUCCUGUUUAACAAUCAAAGGAUAUUAGUUUUGUAUUAUAAGAUUGAGUGUCUCUACAAAUAUAAAAUUCAUAAAAAACAUCAAAAAAUUUAACAUCUUGCAAAAAACAGACAUCGUUCAUCUGUGAAAAGAUUGCUUCCCACACCAUUCCGUAUGCCUUUUUAGAACCUUGAAGUUUUUCAUCCUUUUUUAAUUAGUUUUAGAACUUUCAAUAUAUAUAAGCUUAAAU